AUGAAUUUUACAUAUUUCAUUUCCAUUGUAGUAAUUACUUUGAAAAAUGUGGACAUUUGUAACUCGUAUGGUCUUAAUUUGCAUAGUAGUUCAGAUGUCAAGAUAUUUUCGUCUGAAUCUGUUUACGUUCCCGCUAUGGCCGGUGUGAUUAGAAGUAAAACGGUCAUUGUCAGAACAGAAAUGGAAAUUAAGGCCAUAAAACUCAAGGACAUAAAUAAUUCUUUAGCGGUUCCCAAAGUUAUUGCUGGAGGACUUGGCUUUCAAUAUGUCCACAUCAACUUGUACAGUGACCGUGGAAGAAGUUUAAGCUAUGUCGUGGAAGUCUACAUC
Molecule: messenger RNA, 330 nt
Organism: Brenthis ino (lesser marbled fritillary)
Lineage: Eukaryota; Metazoa; Arthropoda; Insecta; Lepidoptera; Nymphalidae
Source: the annotation of a GenBank genome assembly